This is a messenger RNA of Acytostelium subglobosum LB1, 1476 nucleotides long. RefSeq lists its product as hypothetical. Lineage: Eukaryota; Evosea; Eumycetozoa; Acytosteliales; Acytosteliaceae. The transcript has 3 exons. The annotation marks the transcript as partial. The record is from RefSeq and is a predicted model, not a curated record. Gene Ontology annotation, biological process: mitochondrial electron transport, NADH to ubiquinone. Gene Ontology annotation, molecular function: FMN binding; NADH dehydrogenase (ubiquinone) activity; 4 iron, 4 sulfur cluster binding.
AUGCUAUCCUAUACAUCAAGAACAGUACAGGGUGUUUGUAAAUUAGUAUCAAAGCAGCAGCAGUUACUGCCAACCCCAGCUGCUGCAGGUAUACUGUCGAAUAGCUACACGACUGCUACACCACCACCACCUCCACAGCAACCAGCAGCACAACAGCAGGUUCAGAACUCCACCAUCAGAACAUAUGGUGGUCUUAAGGACAAGGACCGUAUCUUCACAAACCUCUAUGGUGAGCACGAUGUCUACCUAAAGGGCGCUAUGCAAAGAGGAGAUUGGUACAGGACAAAGGAUAUUAUAAACAAGGGAGUGGAUUGGAUAUUAAAGGAGAUGAUGGCAAGUGGACUUAGAGGAAGAGGUGGAGCUGGUUUCCCAUCGGGCCUCAAGUGGUCCUUCAUGCCAAAGGUGUCGACUGGACGUCCACAAUACCUGGUGAUCAACGCAGAUGAGGGCGAGCCCGGCACGUGCAAGGAUCGUGAGAUCAUGCGUCACGACCCACACAAGCUGAUCGAAGGCUGUCUGAUCGCAGGUUUCGCAAUGAGAGCCUGCGCUGCCUACAUCUACAUUCGUGGCGAGUUCCACUACGAAGCCAAAGUCCUUGAGAGAGCCAUCGAUGAGGCCUACAAGGCUGGCCUGUUGGGACCAAACGCAUGUGGCACCGGCUAUCAGUUCGACGUCUACGUGCAUCGUGGCGCUGGCGCCUACAUCUGUGGUGAGGAGACCGCUCUGAUCGAAUCACUGGAGGGCAAGCAAGGCAAGCCCAGAUUAAAGCCACCCUUCCCCGCCAUGUCCGGUCUGUACGGCUGUCCCACCACUGUGACCAACGUCGAGACGGUGGCCGUUGCACCAACCAUCUUGCGUCGUGGCGCCGCAUGGUUCGCCGGCUUUGGUCGCCCAAAGAACUCUGGCACCAAGCUCUAUUGUAUUUCAGGACACGUCAACAACCCAUGCACUGUUGAGGAGGAGAUGAGUAUGCCACUGCGCGAGCUCAUCGACAAGCACUGCGGUGGUGUCAUUGGCGGCUGGGACAACCUGCUCGGCAUCAUCCCCGGUGGCUCGUCUGUGCCCGUCCUACCCAAGUCCAUCUGUGACGACGUACUCAUGGACUUUGACGACUUGCGCCGCGUCCGCUCCGGUCUCGGCACUGCCGCCGUCAUCGUCAUGAACAAGCAGACCGACAUCAUUGCCGCCAUUGCGCGUCUCUCCAAGUUUUACAAGCACGAGUCGUGCGGUCAGUGCUCGCCAUGUCGCGAGGGUACCGGCUGGCUGUGGGACAUCACCGAGCGUCUGGUCACAGGUGAUGCCAAGCUCGACGAGAUAGACAUGCUUGAGGAGAUCUCCCGUCAGAUCGAAGGUCACACCAUCUGUGCCCUGGGUGACGCUGCGGCGUGGCCAGUGCAAGGACUGAUCCGUCACUUCCGUCCAGAGAUUGAGCAGCGCAUCCAGCAGUACCAGGACACCAAGAAGCAGUCCCCAUUC